CGACGCCUCUUCUUCGCAGGACCCUGAGGAUUCCGCAAUCGACGUCGACUGGCCUUCACCCCCGACCUUGCAAUCAUUCUCUUCAACCUCGCCAUCAUCGACUAGUACAGAAUAAAGCGAAGUCGGCCUGAAACGCAGCAGCAGAGGCUCAAUUGGUCCCCCACAAUCCCACCAUCGGCCAUCUCGGCGCGUCGAAGCAUUGCCAGUCUGACCAAAGCGUGUCGUCGCUCCCUCACCACAAGGGUCUAAAAAUUACGACCGACCAAAAAAGAGCAGCAUCCAGCCUGGGCGCCGAAGCCGGCUACGAGCAUUAAACAAAACGCAACCAUGUCCUUCACUUUCAGCCUCCGAGGCCUUGCCUCGCGGCUUCUCUUUUCUCGACCGACGCCGACGACUGCCGCCAUCGGCACCCGCGCCGCCCUCGCCGCCCUUGCCCCACAAUCCAGCAUCACUAUGCCGUCGUCGUCCGUAGUAGUAGCCUCGUACGCCACGGCGGCGCCCGGAAGCGGGCGGGGUGGCGGCAAGCCGUCGGGCAAGGACCUGUGGGUGGCGGCGGGCGCGGGGCGGAAGUCGGGCAAGGGCAAGGGGCCGGCGCGGGACCCGCGGAUCCUCAACAUGCUGUCCCACAUGGCGGCGCUGACGCCGCGGCGGCUUCCCGCGCCGCUGCGCAUGGGCCGCAACCGGCACCUGCGGCACUGGACGAUCCACCGCGCGUGGCUGCUGUUCCGCCGCCGGCAGCGCGAGGCGCGCGAGGGCCGCCUGAUGCUGCAGCACCAGAGCAUGGAGAGCGCCUGCGAGGCCCUGCGCCUGACGGAGGGCCCGGGGACCCGCGACCAGGGCUACCUGUAUCGCGUCGCCAUGGAGAAGAAGGGCGUCUACGGCCACCACGGCAUCCCCAUCGAGUACGCCCGCGCCCAGGUCGAUACGCCCCCGCGCGUCCCGUGGAACCACGACUGGAAGGCCUGAGCAUGUCUUUGGCGACUGCCUACCUCUACGUGGGUAUGAAAUACUUGCACAGCGAAAAAGCUCAUGCAAGCGUACCAAAAAAUCACAACAUUAUUUUUAUGCCUAGCACUCUCGCAUAUCUCUAACGAGACUGGCAUAUUACCGCGGAAUCUUGUGAAGAUCAGGUGCAAAAAGGACCCGAACAGGCAUAUCAAGGCCCAGGGCAUGGAAGACUGCAAGGAAACAUAGUCAGGAAUUGGAGGAUUCUCUCACACCAGAUUUCCCGGCAUUGUAUCAUAUCUAUUAAGGGAGAGCGCCCUAGAGCCUUUAGACAGAGGAUAGCGGAGGGCACGCUUUGUAACAAAUACACACAUGUACAUAGAUACCUACCUAUACAAAUAGCAUUGUCGAAUGGCAACGAUACGGCCAUGGAAGUGAAUUACUAGGCAUCAAAAACCACA
This is a messenger RNA of Lasiosphaeria miniovina, 1406 nucleotides long. RefSeq lists its product as uncharacterized. Lineage: Eukaryota; Fungi; Ascomycota; Sordariomycetes; Sordariales; Lasiosphaeriaceae. Bases 328 to 966 code for a protein of 212 amino acids. The record is from RefSeq and is a predicted model, not a curated record. Gene Ontology annotation, biological process: mitochondrial translation. Gene Ontology annotation, molecular function: structural constituent of ribosome. The transcript has a single exon.